AUGAGUGGCAUCGCUAACAGGACCUUGAAUGGUUCCGACGAGACGACAAACCUCCUUCCAGAAUCUCCAAAGUCACCAGCGAAAUGGGAUUGGAAGACCAUAACAUUCCUAUGCAUUGUUCUGUGCAUUACCUUCGAUAUCGGUGAUUAUCUGAUUCAAGCACCUCGAUUACGUCUCUACGAAUCUAUAAUUUGUGACGAGUACUACAGCACCCACAACAUCAGCUUACCACAAACAGUCCCAACUGGAGGACCCAUUCCGGAACAGCAUUGCAAACUUGACGAGAUUCAGGAUGAGUUGGCGAUGAUCCAAGGUUGGCAAGUUGCGUUCGAUAGUAUAUCCAGUAUCUUGUUGGCGGUGCCGUAUGGAUGGGUCGCUGAUAAGUAUGGACGGAAACUGGUCAUUACUGCUGCGCUUGGAGGCUGCAUUAUGGCAUACGUGUGGACACUCUUGGUCGCGGGAUGGUGGCAUCUACCAUUGCGAUGGGUAUGGGUUUCGUCUAUCUUUUUAAUGAUAGGCGGAGGGAAUGUUACUGCAACCACUAUGGCGUCAACAAUUGUUGCUGAUGUUGCGCCGCUUGACAUGAGGAGUACCGCAUUUUUGUAUCGAUUCACAAGCGAUCUGGUCGCCGAGUGUCUAACUCCUCCAAUUGCUUCAAUGCUUAUGACAAAAUCAGUAUGGAUUCCUCUUUUAGCGGCUCUAGGUUUCGAACUACUUGGGUAUGCUUUCAUAAUUCCGUUACCAGAGACUUUGCCUCAAAAGACACCCGAGGAUACUGCUGAAAGUUCACGAUCAUCUGAAGCUCUGGUAGAGGAGGAGGAACAGAGACCGCUACUUGAAGCAGAUGAGAGUGAUCCUAAAAAGCCGUCAAGAUUAAGCGAUAUGAAGGAAUCCUUCAGCUUCUUGACGAGAGACAAAGCUGUUGCUGCUCUUGUUUUCACCUUUCUUGUUUCGAAGGUUGGCAGGCAAUCAACCAACCUGAUAAUCCAAUAUGUCUCGAAGCGAUAUCACUGGUCCAUAGCCAAGGCUGGUCUGCUUCUCUCCCUAAGAGCGGCUGUAAACAUUAUUCUUUUCCUAUUGGUGCUACCAGCAAUUUCCACCUACGCCUUUCCUGGGGCCACUGCAGCAUUUAAAGACCUCACAAUCUCGAGAGUAAGCAUAUUGCUUAUGAUCUUUGGGACUCUCGUUCUCUCAGUCUCACCUACGCCUGCGCUCAUGAUUAUCGGUCUUGUGAUUUACACAUUAGGAACUGGGUUCGUGCCGGUUGUACGUAGUCUCAUAACCUCUCUAGCAGAGUCACAUCACGCCAGCAAGACUAGCGACGUAGGAAGGCUGUAUGCUAUUAUCGGUGUUAUGGAAAGUAUUGGGAGUUUGCUAGCUGGACCUGGCAUGGCGAUUGCUUUCCGCUUGGGUAUGAAGAUAGGACAGGCUUGGUUGGGUCUGCCUUUCUUGGUCGCUUCAGCGUUAUUUGGAAGUGUUGCUGGAGUCGUAUUUUGGGUUAAAGUAUAG
Molecule: messenger RNA, 1509 nt
Organism: Glarea lozoyensis ATCC 20868
Lineage: Eukaryota; Fungi; Ascomycota; Leotiomycetes; Helotiales; Helotiaceae
Product: MFS general substrate transporter
Exons: 5
Coding region: 1-1509 (502 amino acids)
Biological process (GO): transmembrane transport
Cellular component (GO): membrane
Molecular function (GO): transmembrane transporter activity
Source: RefSeq, a predicted model, not a curated record